Molecule: messenger RNA, 697 nt
Organism: Calypte anna (Anna's hummingbird)
Lineage: Eukaryota; Metazoa; Chordata; Aves; Apodiformes; Trochilidae
Gene: LDLRAD1
Product: low density lipoprotein receptor class A domain containing 1
Exons: 6
Coding region: 77-697 (206 amino acids)
Molecular function (GO): protein binding
Source: RefSeq, a predicted model, not a curated record
AACAUCACUGGUGUGAAGGUGCAGAGAACUCCCUGCAGUCCUUUGAGCUGCUGUGAAGGCUGUAGCUCUGGGAAGCAUGAACAAAACUCACCCCCAGAGAAAUGGUGAUGUAGAUCCUUUUGAUUCAGCAAAGUCCUUCUCUGAAGAAAGAGCCUGCUGCCGGCCACCCAGCGCCCAUGGGGGCUGCACCAGGAGAUGUGUCUGCAUCUCAGCCACUGCACUGCUCAUCCUUGCUGCUGCCACCGGCUUGGCAGUGGCACUGGGGCUCCUGCCACGCACACCAGUGAACCGCUUCUGUUUAGCCUCCAAAAACAAGACAGGCUUCUUGUGUGAUGACAGAGAGACCUGUGUCCUGGCCAGCCAGGUCUGUGACAGAGCCAGCAACUGCAGGAAUGGAGAGGAUGAGCAAGAGAAGCUCUGUGGUGACUUGCCCCACAGCCUCCCGGGGUUCCUGGUUUUCCGCUGCGGUCACCCGGCGCGCUGGGUCUACGCUGAUCAGAGGUGUGAUGGGAUGAACGACUGUGGAGACUGCUCUGAUGAGCUGGGGAGCUUGGCUGCCUGCCCCCCAUGUGGGCCGGAGUGGUGGAGCUGCAGACCUGUGCUCUAUGAGUUCUGCUCCUGCAUCCCCAGGAGGCUGUGUGGGGAUGGCAUCCAGCACUGCACCACCUGGGCUGAUGAGUACAUCUGCAGACCAUGA